Messenger RNA from Momordica charantia (bitter melon), 901 nucleotides. NCBI's taxonomy places the organism in Eukaryota, Viridiplantae, Streptophyta, Magnoliopsida, Cucurbitales, Cucurbitaceae. The record is from RefSeq and is a predicted model, not a curated record.
UUAUAUUCCGUUUCAAAUUUCUGCAGAAUUUCAACUCGAAUCGGCAUUGAUCUUUGGCGCAGACAACCAGAAAUCGGAAAACCUAACAAUGGGAAACCCGCACAUCGUAUCGGUGCCCUUCCCCUCCCAAGGCCAUGUGAACCCUGUGAUGCACAUCUCUCAAAAGCUUGCCAAAAAUGGCGUCACCGUCACAGUCGUCAACGCCGAUUUCAUCCACACUAAAGUCGUGGCUUCCUUGGGCGAUUUCAAGGACACAAUCCUCAGCUCUCAUCUCCAGUUGGUCUCCCUCCCGGACGGCUUCGGCCCCGACGAAAACAGGUACUCUGUUGACAAGCUUUUUUACCGAUUGAUGGCAGCGCUGCGCUCCCAGCUUCGGCAGCUGUUGAGUCAAUUCGACAAACACAAUGCCUGCGUGCUGGUCGAUCUCAACAUGGCUUGGGUCCUCGAACUCGCCCAUGAUUUGGGCAUUAGGGGCGUCGUCUUUUCUUCCUUUUCCGCCGCUUAUUGCGCCAUCAAUUUCAGCAUCCCCAAAUUCAUCCAAGAUGGGAUCAUAGACGCCCAAGGGGUCCCCAUGAAGCAGCAGAAGGUUCAGCUGAGACCAGGGAUGCCGCUAAUGGACACUGUAGAUCUGCCAUGGAGGUGUCUUGGGUAUGAGGAGGCAGAUACGAAGAAGGUAUUUGAGUAUUUAGUGGAACAGGGGAGAGGGUUUGAAUUGGCAGAGUGGUAUCUUUUCAACACAGCUUACGAUCUGGAGCCUGAGGCAGUGUCAUUGAGUCCAAAGAUUCUUUCAGUAGGGCCAUUGGCAGCGAGCCAAGCGGGCCAGUUUUGGAAAGAAGAUGACUCCUGCCUCGCUUGGCUGGAUCAGCACCCACCAAAAUCCGUUUUGUUCCUAGGAUUAUGA